AUCGAAAUGCUGGGCAGUGUUUUCCGGUGCGACUACGAUGGUGUGCCGGGAGUUGCUUUGUGGCAACGGUAUAUUUAAGAGUGGUUCCAGCGCACCAGCAACUCAUUCCACAUCGUACCGUUCACCAGAAAGCUGUUUUCAACGACUCGAUCAUGCGCAGCACAUCUUUAAAGUACUUGACACUCCUGCUGGGGGUGGCAACUGCGUCUCUCGGCCCUUUCCAAGAACUCUACACUUGGAAGCAGCUCGACUUUGAAUUCCCAACAUCAAAUGCUCGCGAGGCGGCGAUCGCCUCUGGUGACUUUGUUCAGAUCAACAAUCUUCCCGUAGGCAUUGAAAUCUGGAAGGACAAGUUAUUCGUCACGGUACCAAGAUGGAAGAAGGGGGUUCCCUCGAAUUUGAAUUACAUCUCACUGUCGAACACAACCGAUAACAAAUCACCGGCCUUAAUUCCGUACCCGGAUUGGGAAACGAACGACAUCCACCAGACCGGAAAAGAGUCCAUAGUCAACAUCUUCCGGCUGGCGGUCGAUGCUUGCGAUCGAUUGUGGGGUAUCGACGCAGGUUCCGACGACAUUCUGGGCGAAGGUGCCUUGGUUGCUCCGGUUCAGCUGAUCAUCAUCGAUCUGAAGACUGACCAAGUAAUUCGGCGUUACCGUCUCACUGAGGGCGACCAGAGGUUUGAGUCCUUCUUCGCGAACCUGGUGGUCGACGUAGAGGCUGAUGCCUGCGAUCAAGCCUUCGCUUACGUUUCUGACCUCGGUGCCAACGGCCUGGUUGUCUACAGCUGGGAACAGAACAAGUCGUGGAGAGUCGACCACAACUUUUUCGCCUUUGACCCUCUGCACGGUGACUUCAACGUCAGUGGAAUCAACUUCCAAUGGACCGAUGGAAUCUUCGGCAUGGCUCUGAGCCCGUUGCGGAGUGACGGAUCGAAACACUUGUAUUUCCACGCUUUGGCCUCAAUCACUGAGUUCGAGGUGUCAACGACUGUUCUGAAAGACGAAGUACUGGCAACGUCGAACGGGAAUUAUUACCACUUCAAGAGACUCGGUUACAAGGGUGAGCUCAGUCAGUGUACGGCAUCUGUGAUGGAUUGGAAGACCGGAGUGGCUUUCUUCGCAGCUGUGAAUAGGAACGCGAUCGCGUGUUGGAACACUAAGAAAUCGCUGGAUCAGUCCAGCUUCCGUCUUGUUGCCGAAGACAAGGACGCUUUGUUGUUCCCGAACGAUGUCAAGAUCUCCCGAGAUACCAGAGAGCUCUACGUUAUCUCCGAUAAAUUGCCACUGUUUCAAUAUGCUAACAUAGAUCCUCAGCAGGUUAAUUAUCGUAUUCUUAAAACCUCCGUCGAUGAAGCAGCGAAGACUUGUCUGUGAGGGGUUGAAAUUCAUCCAAUUACUGAUUGAUGUGUGUAAUAGUAAUAUGAAAAGUUUACAAUUGAAAAAGUGCUUUGAAAUCGAAAAA
Molecule: messenger RNA, 1464 nt
Organism: Diprion similis
Lineage: Eukaryota; Metazoa; Arthropoda; Insecta; Hymenoptera; Diprionidae
Gene: Y-f
Product: protein yellow
Exons: 6
Coding region: 153-1376 (407 amino acids)
Cellular component (GO): extracellular region
Source: RefSeq, a predicted model, not a curated record